UAUGAUUGUUAUCUUCUUUUGAUAGACUUGCACACUAAUCAUAGCCACAUCUAACGGAAAAACAGCUGCAUUGCCUGCACUGAUGUGCACAAGUGUGUGUGUGGGUGUGACUGUAUGUGUAUCAGAGUAAUCGCAAUCGAUGUCGAGUGUUGCCGAACCGAUAAAUUGACCGCGCAGCAAAACAAAGGCGUCAGUUGGCGCUGAAGAGCCCUCGACACUGGUUUAUUUGCUGUUCGCUUUCAUAGCGCUCAGUUUGAACGGGAAUACGUAACCAAAAUGAAGUUGUUGCCGCUUGCAGUGGCAUUAAGCGUUUCGUUGGCCUUUGGCUGUCUGCCAACACCUGGGGCAGCUGCUGGAGCCGACGAUCUGGUUUACGGCUACGAAUGCCACUCUGGCGUCUGUCGCAAGGUGGAGCUGAGCGAGGACAACUUUGCCAAGGCAAUCAGUCUGCCCGUCUGCCGUCUCUUCUGCAGCAGCAGCAUUGGAACGUUGUGGCCCAAGCCCACGGGCGCUGUGCAGCUGGAGCCGCUGAUGCGUCAAGUGGACAUCACCAAUAUUAAAAUCCAAAGGCCUGGCGGCGUCAAUAAAAGGGACAAAGUUUGGCGGGACACCGAGCGACGUUGGAUGGACUUGGUGCACGCCAAGAUACCCAAUCUCAAGCUGCUGCGUUCGGGUGGCUAUCAAUUGGCGGUAGUCAUAAAUACCGCUGAUAGUGCGAAGCCCACACGCCUCACCCUCGACACCGACGAGAGCUAUGUGCUGCAAAUUGGCACCAACUCCACCGCUGGCCAGGUGACUGCCAACAUUACGGCAGACAACUUUUAUGGCGCACGCCAUGCACUGGAGACGCUCAAUCAACUGAUUGUCUACGACGACAUUCGCCGCGAACUCCAGGUGACAGCGAACGCCAGCAUCAGCGAUGCACCCGUCUACAAAUGGCGCGGACUUUUGCUGGACACGUCACGCAACUACUUCUCCGUCAAGUCCAUCAAGCGCACAUUGGAUGGCAUGGCCAUGGUCAAGCUCAACACCUUCCACUGGCACAUCACCGAUUCGCACAGCUUCCCGCUCGAGGUGAGCAAACGCCCCGAGCUGUCCAAACUGGGCGCCUAUACACCUAGCAAGGUCUACACGCACAAGGACAUCCAGGACAUUGUGAAUUAUGGACGUGUGCGUGGCAUUCGUGUUAUGCCCGAGUUCGACAGUCCGGCGCAUGUGGGCGAAGGUUGGCAACAUAAGAACAUGACUGCCUGCUUCAAUGCGCAGCCAUGGCAAAAGUUUUGCGUUGAGCCGCCUUGUGGACAACUGGAUCCUACGGUUACCGAGAUGUACGAUGUGCUGCAGGACAUUUUCAGUGAUAUGUUUGAGCUCUUCGAUCCCGACGUUUUCCACAUGGGCGGCGAUGAAGUCUCUGUGGGCUGUUGGAACAGCAGCGAAACAAUACGCAAUUGGAUGACAAAGCAGGGAUGGAAUCUGAAUGAAGCCGACUUUAUGCGUCUGUGGGGCCAUUAUCAAACCGAAGCUCUUAAGCGCUGGGAUAACUUGACUUCGACAGCGGCAGCACCAACGCCUAUUGUGCUCUGGACGAGCACACUGACACAGGAGCAGUAUAUUGAUGACUAUUUGAAUCCGCAGCGUUACAUCAUUCAAAUCUGGACAACUGGCACCGACAAGGUGAUCAAGAAGAUAUUGAAACGCGGCUAUCGCAUCAUUGUGUCCAACUAUGAUGCACUUUACUUUGAUUGCGGCGGUCCUGGCUGGGUAACGGAUGGCAACAACUGGUGUUCACCCUACAUUGGCUGGCAGAAGGUCUACGAGAACAAUCUCACCCAUAUCGCUGGCGAUUAUCAGCAUCAUGUGCUCGGCGCCGAGGCAGCAAUUUGGUCCGAACAGAUCGAUGAGUAUACGUUGGACAAUCGCUUCUGGCCGCGAGCCAGCGCCUUGGCCGAACGUCUGUGGUCGGAUCCCGUUGGCGCUGAUGGUGGCUGGAAGCAGGCGGAGGCACGCAUGCUGUUGCAUCGCGAGCGUCUCGUGGAGAAUGGCAUCGGAGCGGAGGCAAUGCAGCCUCAGUGGUGUCUGCAGAACGAGAACGAGUGCCCCAUUGAUGCGUAUGCUUAGCGAAAUGCUUGGGUAGCAUAAGCAUUUUACAAAUUGUUAUUCUUAUUAUACAGAUAUACAGCUGCUUAUUGGGAUGGCCACAUCCACAGCCAACUCAGUCUGCUCUUUGCUGUUGGUUUAAUGCUUUGCGUCUGCAAUAAAAUCCACUUGAGAGUGUGCGAGUGACUCGUCGUUUAAUUAAUUAUA
Drosophila albomicans is the source of this 2304-nucleotide messenger RNA. RefSeq names its product chitooligosaccharidolytic beta-N-acetylglucosaminidase (gene Hexo1). The coding region runs from base 277 to 2118 and encodes 613 amino acids. Gene Ontology annotation, molecular function: beta-N-acetylhexosaminidase activity. The transcript is spliced from 4 exons. Gene Ontology annotation, cellular component: membrane. Lineage: Eukaryota; Metazoa; Arthropoda; Insecta; Diptera; Drosophilidae. Gene Ontology annotation, biological process: carbohydrate metabolic process; ganglioside catabolic process; glycosaminoglycan metabolic process. The record is from RefSeq and is a predicted model, not a curated record.